Molecule: messenger RNA, 948 nt
Organism: Coregonus sp. 'balchen'
Lineage: Eukaryota; Metazoa; Chordata; Actinopteri; Salmoniformes; Salmonidae
Source: the annotation of a GenBank genome assembly
UACAGAUGGGAACGUCAGCUGGUGUUCCGGAGCAAACUGACCAUGCACACGGCAUUCAACCGGAAGGACAACGCUCAGCCAGCCGAGAUCACAUCCCUCGCCAUCUCCAAGUAGGUGGACUGUGUGUGUUUGAGACCUCAACAUGGAGCUUGUCUUGAGAAAGGUGCCUGACAGUAAUUAAAAAGGAGGAUGGAGGGAUCGGGAAUUUGAAGGACCAUAAAUGUAACUUUAGGUGUUGGUUAUAGAUAGCAAUCACUCAUCCUCCCCCUCCUCCACCCCUUCCUCCCCCAGGGACCACAGUAAGAUCCUGGUGGGUGACGGUCGUGGCAGGGUGUUCAGCUGGUCAGUGAGUGACCAGCCUGGUCGUUCUGCUGCUGACCACUGGGUGAAGGACGAAGUGGUGGACUGCUGUUCGGGAUGUACCGUGCGCUUCUCCCUCGCGGAGAGACGCCACCACUGCAGAAACUGUGGUCAGCUCUUCUGUCAGAAGUACGUCCUGGCCUGCAUGUUAGGGUUGAAGGUGUACCAAUGGAGAAUCAACAGAAUAAUAACAACAAUUUUAAAACAUUGAAUCUUCAACCGUCAGAUGCGUUGUACCGUCAUCAUCAUCAUCAGCCUUUAGCUUGCAGCGUCAGUCACUAUUAUGGCCUUUCACAGAAAAACGCAGAAUGGUUAAUGCUGAAUGAAUAUGAAAUGGUUAACCCAAAAUUAACACGCCGUAAUAGAACAAAUUUUAAUAUUAUAAAGUCCCUAAAAAUAAUCCCAAGGACCUUUACCGGUGCAUUAUGCCUGUCUCUCUCUCUCUCCAUCUCUUCUCUCUAUCCCAGGUGUAGUCGUUUCCAGUCUGAGAUCAAGCGUCUGAAGAUCUCGUCCCCGGUGAGGGUCUGUCAGAACUGUUACUGCAACCUGCAGCACGAACGCGGCACUGAGGACGGAUGCAGAAACUAA